Thermothelomyces thermophilus ATCC 42464 is the source of this 276-nucleotide messenger RNA. RefSeq lists its product as uncharacterized. The record is from RefSeq and is a predicted model, not a curated record. NCBI's taxonomy places the organism in Eukaryota, Fungi, Ascomycota, Sordariomycetes, Sordariales, Chaetomiaceae. The annotation marks the transcript as partial. The transcript has a single exon.
UUCGUUAGGGCAUAUAUUAACAAUAUUAUUAUCUUUAGCAAAACAGAGGAGGAAUACCUAGAACACCUACAUACUAUUUACAAAAUCCUUAACAAGGCCUAUAUUUAUAUUAGCGCUGCCAAAUCCUUUAUAGGAUACCCGGCCGUAAGACUCCUUAGGUAUAUCGUAAACGGCGAAGGCAUUACCAAAACCGACGACCGCAUCGCCGCCUUUAAGAAGCUAAAGUUCCUAGAUACUCUCGAUAGCUUAGAGCACUACCUUAGGAUAGCCGGAUAG